Fraxinus pennsylvanica is the source of this 879-nucleotide messenger RNA. The record is from the annotation of a GenBank genome assembly. Lineage: Eukaryota; Viridiplantae; Streptophyta; Magnoliopsida; Lamiales; Oleaceae.
AUGAUGCUAUCUGGAAGUUGCAGUGGUUUCCACGAUCUGCCGGAGGGUUGUAUUGCCAAUGUGCUGUCAUUGACAAGCUCGAAGGACGCCUGCCGGCUGUCUUUGGUAGCCUCCACAUUCCGUUCAGCUGCUGACUCUGAUGCGGUUUGGGAGCGGUUUUUGCCGCCUGAUUAUGUCGAUAUCAUCUCUCGCUCAAUUGACGACCCUGAUCUGCUUCUCACUAAAUAUCGCUCCAAGAAAGAGCUCUAUUUCCACCUCUGUGAUAACCCUAACAUCAUCGACAGUGGCACCAAGAGCUUUUCAUUGGAGAAAGGAACCGGAAAGAAGUGCUUUAUGCUGGCUGCAAGGGACCUCUAUAUUCUGUGGGGUGAUAUACCUCAAUAUUGGGCAUGGAUUUCUCUUCCCGGGUCUAGAUUCCCUGAGGUAGCAGAGCUUCUUAAGGUGACUAGGUUUGAAGUUCGUGGCAAGAUAAAUGCCAGUAUGCUAUCUUCAGGAACGAAAUAUUCAGCUUAUAUGGUUUUCAGUACGAAAUCAGGAUUUCACGGAUUUGAUUACCAACCUGCUGAGGCUUCGGUGGGUAUUAGUGGGCAUGAUGGUCAAAAACGAACUGUCUGCUUAGAUUUGCACUCCUAUCAGUAUUCACGUGUUAAUCAUCGCAUGCCUCCCAGAUUUUAUAUAUGGUUGCAUGGCAAUGUGCCCAUAGAUCACAGUGCUGAGUACCCCAAGUUGAGGGCAGAUGGAUGGAUGGAAGUUGAGUUGGGAGAGUUUUUGGUAGAGGGAAAACAAGAUUGGGAUGUGGAAAUUAGUUUGAUGAAGGGUGGAUACUGGAAGUGGGGUCUCCUUAUUCAAGGUAUUGAGAUCAGACCAAAAGCUGGGUGA